CAACCACCGUAUUGGGAUUGGUAGUGCCAAACGGAGGAUUUCCAUGGCCAACUAUAGACCGUAUCUGGCGACAAGGCAACGAUUAGUACCAAUGGCUUGGAGCACAGAUGUUAUCCUCUCACCCGCCGCUUUGCUGCAUGAAGUUUGAUACGCAAAUGGGAACUGCAUUGAGAGAAGAGAAAUGAGGAACCCCGUCUGAUGACGAUGAAGGCAAGAGAUCCAACUGAGGACCCUCAAGAAGCCGGAGGUCCCGUCCCGCCCAAUACUUGGAAGUGAGCACUGUUACUGCAACAAAGCCACUCGUUCGUUCAUCUCAGCUCUACAAAACUACAGCCUGUCCCCCUUUCCAAACUUACCAUUGAGGCCAAUAUCAUCUGCACAGGAGGUUAAUCUUUGACUCUGAAAGCAAUUCUUGACUGUUUUACCCUUUACUGUCCCAAUUAUCUGCGGAAUUCGACCAACUAUCCCACCCAGCUCUGUCAUCUGGAGCAACUUAUCAUCUGCAGCCUCACCAGACGCUGCAAGGUCGAAUCAACUCGUCUACAAACCCCAAUGGUUCAUCUGGAGGUAUCUCGUCGAAACGGCGCUGCAACGCGACCAAACACCAUCAUGAAAGUUGGCGCCAGCUCGUCAGGACUUGUCGACCAAGCCGACCCCCUGUGUGAACACAGUUCUGUUCACAAUUGCGCGAACUUGAGUAAAGACGGGAGUGGUCUUUGCAUCAUGUGCAAGGCUUCACAAUGCGGUUAAAGAAACUGUUUGUCGACCUUGGCUGGCCAUCGUGUAGAUCCUCGGCGAUGGUGAUGGUGAGCCAUUCCUACACGACCCCAGGUCUUGUCUUAGCGCUCCGAAUCGAUUGAACAAGGCAACCUUGAGAGAACGCCUGGAGAUAGGUUCGUAACCGAUGCGGUGGUUCGGAUCAUGCGGUAUGGAAGGCUGGUAGGGGUCUGCCUGCAGAUACGCACACACUCACGCAAUCAUGUAAGACAUCCGCCUGUCUUGAUGAAGAACCUAGCCAGGCAUGGCUGUGGUUCCCACGUGCUGGGGCGUAACAUUAGCAGGGUUCAUUGGAGAAUCGGAAAGCAUAAUGCGGGAGGGGGUGAGGCUGAUGGGCUUGUAACACAAGGCACAGACAUAUAUGAACUUGGGCCAGUGAGAAAUGUCGGCUUGACGACCGGGAGUGGAUGGAAUUGGGGUCCUGUUUUUUUUUCUUCCCCCUUUCCUUGAGCAAGUCAGCAUAUAUCAAGAAAUAGUCUGCGAUUUGCACGUCUACUACGGCGGAAACUAUCUAUUGACCCAUAAUAUGGCCGUGAUAUUCAG
Molecule: messenger RNA, 1320 nt
Organism: Fusarium verticillioides 7600
Lineage: Eukaryota; Fungi; Ascomycota; Sordariomycetes; Hypocreales; Nectriaceae
Exons: 2
Coding region: 922-1227 (101 amino acids)
Source: RefSeq, a predicted model, not a curated record